CAGUCAUUAACCGGAAGUGCAGACCUGGGGUGACUGCACAGAGGAAGACAACAUAUUCUCGCACGUGUUGCGUUUCUGAAGGGUUCAGAAGUGACAUAUCCCAUAUCCAUGGCGUCUAGAGGUGGUAAACAUGUGUCCGGCUCAGAUGGAAGUGACUUCCUGCACCGAGAACGGGUGGCAGACCACUAUUUAGCGAGUGCCAAGAUGAAGACCACAGCAAAGCAGUGCAUGGUGGGACACCUUGUGCUGGUAGCGCUGGUGCUGAGCCACGCCCUCCUGGGGCAGCUGGGCUUCCUUGACCCGCCCGCCAGGAUCUGGGAGAAGAUCUGGAUCCUGAGCGCCAUUCCCGCCCUGUUCGGCGUGCAGUCCCUUCCCAGGAGCAAGGUCAACCACAUGAAGGGCUUCUUCUACGGGAGUAUCGUACUGGGCCUGCUGCCGCUGGGCUGGGGAGUCGUGGACCUGAUUCCUGAGCUCAGAACUGCCACACUGUUCAUGUUCGGUUACCCUGCAGCUUAUAUCUACUACACAGGCAUUACUGUGGGAGCAGUGCUACAUGUGCUGGGGCUGUACUACAGUAGGAAGUUAGUAGAAGCCUGGACUGCUAAAGGGCAGAAGAGACAGUAAUUCUGUAUACUAGUAGAAAGGAUAAAACAGGAUCGGAAUUCUCUACACAAUUGCCAUUGCAGCCUUUAAUCUGGUAUUGCCUAACAGUGUUAGUAAUUUUGUAUCACCUAACAGUUAGAGUGUUUUCCUGUUUUAAUACUGUGUAUCAACUAGAAAAUCUCUGAGGAAAGGCUGUUUGCAUGAUACUGCAGGCUAGGGACAAGACAACAAUAAGUGUAAAAUGAAUAUUA
Branchiostoma floridae (Florida lancelet) is the source of this 854-nucleotide messenger RNA. RefSeq names its product protein jagunal homolog 1-like. Gene Ontology annotation, biological process: endoplasmic reticulum organization; vesicle-mediated transport. The coding region runs from base 109 to 624 and encodes 171 amino acids. Gene Ontology annotation, cellular component: endoplasmic reticulum membrane. The transcript is spliced from 2 exons. The record is from RefSeq and is a predicted model, not a curated record. NCBI's taxonomy places the organism in Eukaryota, Metazoa, Chordata, Leptocardii, Amphioxiformes, Branchiostomatidae.